Messenger RNA from Hordeum vulgare subsp. vulgare (domesticated barley), 1527 nucleotides. Its product is annotated as anthocyanidin 5,3-O-glucosyltransferase-like. The record is from RefSeq and is a predicted model, not a curated record. Lineage: Eukaryota; Viridiplantae; Streptophyta; Magnoliopsida; Poales; Poaceae. Gene Ontology annotation, molecular function: UDP-glycosyltransferase activity. The transcript has 2 exons. The coding region runs from base 1 to 1527 and encodes 508 amino acids.
AUGUCUGUUUGUAUAUUCAGUUUGGUUCAGUCAGAGUUACAUUCUAAUUCAUCUCGCGUAGACAUCCAUUUUGUUCUGAAGCUCGAUGUAGCCCAGCUGGUGAGCGCCUUAGUGUGCAACCGCAAGGUCUUGGGCCCCGUCCCCACUGGUGCACUCCCCCGUGUCACGCUCCCCUCCGACGUGCGCGCUCGGAGUGACCAGGACAAGAUUCUCGGGCGCGCAUGCGCCUCCAUCCCGAACCUCCGUGAGUUCCUACGCUCCACCACCCCGGCCCUGGCCGCUCUCGUCAUCGAUUCCUUCUGCAGCGGCGCCCUUGACGUCGGCGCCGAGCUCGGCAUUCCGACCUACUUCUUCCUCACCACUUGCACCGCCUGCCUCGCCUUCAGUCUCCACAAGCCAGCCAUCGAUGAGCAGCAGCAGAUCGCUCUCAGCUUCCGAGACCUCGCCGGUGUCUUUGUGCGCGCCCCGGGAGUGCCACCGAUUCCGGUAGAUCACCUCCCCGCGUUUCUCCUGGAUCGCGGCAGCUUGAGCAGUAGGUUCUUCCUGGAACUGCCCGAACGGUUGUGCAACUCGCAGGGCCUUAUUGUCAACAGCUGCCGCUACUUGGAGCCGCGCGCCACUGACGCCAUCGUCUCCGGCCUCUGCACGUACCGCGGACGGCAAACGCCACCGUUGUACUGCAUAGGGCCCCUGAUAAGGCCCGAGGAGGCUGGGACCAAGCGCCACGAGUGCCUCGCGUGGCUCGACGGCCAGCCGAAGGCAAGUGUGGUAUUUCUCAGUUUCGGCAGCUUGGGCCGGUUCAGCGCGGAGCAGAUCAAGCAGAUGGCGGCGGGCCUGGAGACGAGCGGGCAACGGUUCUUGUGGGUUGUCCGGCGCCCUACCACAGGUGAUGAGCACCAGCCGGCCGACGACCUCGACGCUCUCUUUCCAGAAGGCUUUCUGUACCGGACGAAGGAGAGGGGACUGGUUGUCAUGUCGUGGGCCCCGCAACGGGAAGUGCUCGCCCACGGCGCGGUGGGCGGGUUCGUGACGCACUGCGGAUGGAACUCGGUGCUUGAGGCGGUCAUGGCGGGCGUGCCGAUGCUGGCGUGGCCUCUGUACGCCGAGCAGCGCAUGAACAAGGUGUUCUUGGUCGAGGAGAUGCAGCUGGCCGUGGCCAUGGAAGGGUAUGUCAAAGAAAUGGUGGAAGCCCGGGAGGUGGCGGCAAAGGUGAGGUGGCUGGUUGACUCCGACGGUGGGCGGGAGCUCCGGCAGCGGACUCUCGCGGCCAUGCGGCAGGCGAAGGAGGCUCUGGACGACGGUGGUGAGUCAAGAACAGCGCUGCUGCACCUUGUGAGAGUGCAAAAACGCCGGCGACAGCUAGUGGAAAUUAUGGAAUCGUCAACUGAAGAAGCCGCUUUCAAAUGUUAUUUCCACCUAAUAAGUGAGCAUGUGCUGACCUCUGAAAUGCUGGAAACAGCAUACCGGUAUCGUGUAUGUGUGUCUGCAUAUUGGAAUCAUUCCAGUUUUAUUGUUCAUGUGUUUUAA